ACUUGCGUGGAGUCUGUGUGUAGAGACAAGCGACGCGCAGCUCCGACAAACUUUAUCCUGCAUCCCAACCGGCCGCCGAGGUCGAGUCUCCUCCUCGAGCAACGACCUCCAGUUUAUGGAUUAUAUGCACCUUUGAGAAGCGAAGCUCUUCCUGCCAAAGUGUACAUUUGUUUUUGUUUCUGCGCUUCAGCGCUGAGCGCAGUUUCCGGAUCUCACCCGACUGUUUUGGGAACACUUAACGCUGCAUCUUUGGGGAUUUUUUCAGUCUAUUCAAAAAAAAUACAGCUUGAAAAAUCUGGUCAACUUCGGCAAUCCUGCAGCCUCGACCAGACCAUGCUCACACUGAGACAACAAGGGUGAAGUCUUGGCUUUCAGAGAGAAGUUGAGCCCUGUGCUCAAGUUCAACAAGGCCACUUCCUGAUGAUGACAGUAAACAUGGAUGAUGGCCUCCAAAAUGGACCUGGACAGAACAGAAAUGCACAAGACGACGAGGAGGCGCUUAACUCCAUCAUGAAGGACUUGGCCGCCUUGGGCCGCUGCUACCAGCACAACAGCCCCAAGCCCAAGAGCAGGACUUUGCUCUACAAACAGGAUUUAAGAGUCAAGCUGGAGCAUGAGAGAGAAAAACGGAUCAUCCCAUUUCAGAGGCCGCUGAAGAUCAAGGAGCUGCUGCAGAAGGUGACCGAGGCCUUCGGCCAGCAGAUGGACAUGUUCUUUAUGGAGAAAGAGCUGGUGCUGCCCCUAAAGACCCAGGAGGACCUGGAUCAGGCGGUGUUGACGCUGGGCUGCAGUUCUGUGACCAACGGGCUGCUCAGGAUACUGCUUAAGACCCCCAAAAACAACCAUUACCUACAGGUGAACAGCAGGGACAAACAAAGUGAGAUGAAGUCGUCCCGGUCACUAGGAGACUUGAAGGGCUCUUUGCUCAAGAGCUCGGAGAGGGUCCGCAAGCACUCGACAGGUUCCCUCCACACGGGCCGGACGUCCCCUCCUCCGGGCAGCGUCCCCGAGGAGCAGCAGCAGAUCGCCCGUCAGGGCUCCUACACCAGCAUCCACAGUGAGGGCGAGUUCAUCCCAGAGACCCAGGACCCCAAUAUGCUGGAUCCCUUUGGGAGUGCAGACAACUCGCUGUCGAGCAGCUGUCAGUCCAUAGAUCAAGCACUGGACAGCCCUCCUUUCUCACAGAACAACCGUGACAAUAAUUACCUGAACCUCAACUAUGAAUACAAAGGUCGCCAUGGGAAAGGGGGGACUUUCCCACGCCAGUUCCAGUUGCCCAAUCGCAGCAAGGAUUACGGAAACCGUCGCAGGACGCUUCCGCGCAGCUUCAUGCCGCAGGAGAACCUGUUUCAGCUGGUUCCCUCCAGCCGUACGCGCAGUUACAACGGAGACGGUAUGAUGCAGUACAGCGACCUGCGCUCUCUGGGCCGCACCGCUGACAAGAGCUGCCAGCGUGGUACAACCAAGUCCCCGCGGGCGCCGGUCAACUGGCGGCAGGGGAAGCUCCUGGGCCGCGGGGCGUUCGGGGAGGUCUACCUCUGCUACGACGCCGACAUCGGCUGCGAGCUCGCCGCCAAGCAGGUGCCCUUUGACCCCGACUGCCAGGAAACGAGCAAGGAAGUGAACGCUCUGGAGUGCGAGAUCCAGCUGCUGAAGAACCUGCGACAUGAGAGGAUUGUCCAGUACUUCGGGUGUCUGCGGGACCUGGAGCAGAGGAAACUCACCAUCUUUGUGGAGUUCAUGCCCGGAGGCUCAAUAAAGGACCAGCUAAAAGCCUACGGGGCCCUGACAGAGAAGGUGACGAGAAGAUACACCAGGCAGAUCCUGCAGGGAGUCUCCUACCUGCACAGCAACAUGAUUGUACACAGAGACAUCAAAGGUGCUAACAUCCUGAGAGAUUCCUCGGGAAACGUGAAGCUUGGAGACUUUGGGGCCAGCAAACGUAUCCAGACCAUCUGCAUGUCUGGUACAGGCAUCAAGUCCGUCACUGGCACCCCCUACUGGAUGAGCCCGGAAGUCAUCAACGGGGAGGGAUACGGCCGGAAAGCUGAUGUGUGGAGCGUUGCCUGCACUGUUGUUGAGAUGCUGACCCAGAAGCCUCCUUGGGCCGAGUACGAGGCCAUGGCGGCCAUUUUUAAGAUUGCCACCCAGCCUACGAAGCCCCUGCUCCCAGACGGGGUGUCUGACGCCUGCAGAGACUUCUUACGGCAAGUAUUUGUAGAGGAGAAGUGGCGGCCCACCGCAGACGUUCUGCUCAACCACCCGUUUGUCAUGGGCAUCUUCUGAGGCCCGCGGGCGUCCCCCUCCUCUCCUCCCCUUCCCCGUCUGCAAUGGGUCCGUGGUCCUGGCACCUCCCCUCCUCUCCGGCCCGCCCCGGUCCCCCAGGGCCCCCUCCUCCCUCCCCAUCACCUGGUUUCCAGGGGUCAGCAUAGCUCCAGCUCACUGCCUUGUCAUCAGUCACCAGUGUCUGCCUUGUCGGGACCCCUGCAUCUAUUGCCAACUAGCUCAAACCCAGACCACGGGAGGCCGGGUAAACUGCUCUCAGACGCUCAGAGUCCUCCGAGGAAUCGCUGUGUGUUCCCUCAGGAACCCAAUGACACGAAGGCACUUCGCGGUCUCUCAAACCUCCCGAGAGAAGUGAUGACUCAAGCUUUCUGGAUCUCUCUUUCCGCUCAUUUUCAUCCACAGAAGCCGUGUCUCCGGAUCGAGAGCACACUGACAUGGACCAGUAAGGUUGUUCAUGUCUGAUAGUACUGUAAGUAACAACAAGCUGGGGGCGGAAGUUAAAUGAAGAACUAUUUUUAUACGCCCCACGCAAAGUCGUCUCAACACCUUUGAGAAAUGUAUUUUUUAUCAACGCCUUACAAUAAGACUUUGUAAGUAGGAAUGUCUCCUUGCCCUGUCCCUGCUUUCACAGCGCUCACAGCCCCAUUCACAAGGAUUGUAGUUAACAUUGCACUUUUGAUAUCAUGCAUUGAAACAUUUACACAUGCAAGAUAAUCAGAUGCGGAGAUAUUUUUCUAUUUGAUGCAUUUUUAUAUAUAUAUAUAUAUAUAUAUAUAUAUAUAUAUAUAUAUAUAUAUAGAUAUGUAUAUGUAUAUGUAUGUGUGUGUACAACUUCAUGGUAAGAAUUCUGUUCCAGUGUAAGAAAAACCAAACUUUUGCAUUAGCGUGCAAACGUCUCUCGAGCAAUACUAACACUGCAGUCGGAGCCGAUAACCGUCAUUCAGUCUUUCCACUGCAGUGAGCCUUGAUCCAUAUACAAGUGGCCAAAGAAAAAUAACAGAGACAGAAGUCUCAUGGUAAACGUGCAGUAUUAGUCAUAUCUGACUUUGUCACUUCAGAAACUUGCAGAAUUUUCUGUGUUAUGGCAGCUUUGUGCACCGCAGUGUACGUCGACCAAAUCAUAUGCAUUGACAUCAUUGUGUUGCUUCAAACACAGAUUGAAUGAAGCAUCUUUUUUUUUUUUUUUUAAGUUUUUGUUCUGUGUUUAUGAAUCGACUUACCCCAUGCCUUCAUUUAGCCCCCAUUUAAGCGCAAGCAUUUUACAAGUCGUCUCAAAGCAUCAAGGUGGAGUUGAAUACUGUAUUUAAAGUGGAUAUGAGAUUAAAACUUUAACGGGGAUUUUGAUGUUGGAAGUGUGGUGACUUGCUGUAAGAAGGUGGCACUUAAGGAAACGAUCAAAUCUUUUUAACCCCUGUCAGUGCCUUAUCUAAGUCUGCUUGGAAACACAAAUGUCCACUGCCAAAGCGGAGAGCUCCCUGGUGAUGCAAGCGGCUGUUCAGCACAGAGCACAUCCAGGAUUUGUUGAAGUUCUUUUAUAUGAAAACAAACAAAAAAAAAGAUUAUUCUGUAAAUACAUAUUGUUCUGCACUUUUGUAUGAAAUUUCUUUUACAUUAUAUACAAAUCUAUUUGAUGAAAUAGCUACACUAUACAGUAGACUGUACUGUGAUUUGGACAGGAGUAUGUAUGACUGUCUCUUUGAGAGCUGGCAGGCGGUAUGAAAAGACUGGGAGGCUUUCGAUUGGGGCAGAGUUUGUUUUGUCUUAAUGACAAAGCCUUGAAACAUGAAAUGUAUCAAGUCAUUGAUCUUUUGUACAUUUAACUUAAUAAAUCAAAGGUCUAAGACUGUU
This is a messenger RNA of Cololabis saira (Pacific saury), 4134 nucleotides long. RefSeq names its product mitogen-activated protein kinase kinase kinase 22 (gene map3k22). NCBI's taxonomy places the organism in Eukaryota, Metazoa, Chordata, Actinopteri, Beloniformes, Belonidae. The record is from RefSeq and is a predicted model, not a curated record. Gene Ontology annotation, molecular function: protein kinase activity; ATP binding; protein binding. Bases 421 to 2286 code for a protein of 621 amino acids. The transcript has 18 exons. Gene Ontology annotation, biological process: protein phosphorylation.